Pelobates fuscus (common spadefoot toad) is the source of this 2198-nucleotide messenger RNA. It is a transcript of the gene SRSF1, whose product is annotated as serine and arginine rich splicing factor 1. Gene Ontology annotation, cellular component: cytoplasm; nucleus. Gene Ontology annotation, molecular function: mRNA binding. The record is from RefSeq and is a predicted model, not a curated record. Bases 356 to 1150 code for a protein of 264 amino acids. The transcript is spliced from 4 exons. NCBI's taxonomy places the organism in Eukaryota, Metazoa, Chordata, Amphibia, Anura, Pelobatidae.
UGACGUUGCGGUCGAUUAAUGCCGUGGGCGUCGUCUAAGCAGUCCGGGCUCGUCCCAUCAGGUUUCGUGUUAUAAAUACUCGGCGGUUUCGCUUUAUUGGUUUCUUGCGGUAGUGCUGUGUGUCCGGGAGGGCUGUUCGGGCGUUACGUGCGGUCACCGGGCCAGUGUAAAGUCACAAUAACUGAGCUCUCCAUCUGCAGCGGAAGGAGCCGUCCGUGUAGAGGCAGCGCCGCCAUUUUGUGUUCGUUUCUCCAUCGGCGCGCGCUCUGUGGAAUCUGCUCCACGCGGUCCUGUGACCUUUUUUUUUUACCUUUUUCUCCUGGUCCCGUUUACACUAAAAGGCUUCAAGCUGGAGAUGUCAGGGGGAGGCGUGAUUAGGGGGCCGGCGGGCAAUAACGAUUGCCGAAUAUACGUGGGGAACCUGCCGCCCGAUAUCCGGACCAAGGACAUAGAAGACGUCUUCUACAAGUAUGGCGCCAUCCGCGACAUUGACCUCAAAAACCGGAGAGGGGGGCCGCCAUUCGCCUUCGUGGAGUUUGAGGAUCCCAGAGAUGCAGAGGAUGCAGUAUAUGGCAGAGAUGGUUAUGAUUAUGAUGGCUAUCGUCUCCGUGUGGAGUUUCCACGAAGUGGUCGUGGGGCUGGAGGAAGAGGUGGCGGUGGUGGAGGCGGCGGCGGUGGUGGAGGAGGAGGAGGUGGAGGCGGCGGCGGAGGCGGUGGGGGGGCACCUCGUGGAAGAUAUGGCCCUCCAUCUAGACGUUCUGAGUACAGAGUAAUUGUUUCAGGGCUGCCUCCAAGUGGAAGUUGGCAGGAUCUGAAGGAUCACAUGCGUGAGGCAGGUGAUGUAUGUUAUGCUGAUGUUUAUCGAGAUGGUACCGGAGUUGUGGAAUUUGUGCGGAAAGAAGAUAUGACCUACGCAGUGCGGAAACUGGAUAACACUAAAUUUAGGUCGCAUGAGGGUGAAACUGCCUACAUUCGUGUUAAGGUUGAUGGACCAAGAAGCCCCAGUUAUGGAAGAUCGCGGUCUCGCAGCCGCAGUCGUAGCAGGAGCCGUAGUAGAAGCAAUAGUCGUAGCCGAAGCUAUUCUCCAAGAAGAAGCCGUGGAUCUCCUCGCUACUCUCCCCGUCACAGCAGAUCCCGCUCCCGCACAUAAAUAAUCAAGUGAUACAUUUUUUUCUUUUUUUUUGUAUACCUUCUUGUUGUAUACAGUUUGAUUCCAUAUUUCACCCUUUUUUUUUUACCAUGUUUGCUUAAGUGUCUUGUGUAGUAUCAAUUUGUUCCUUAACAUCUGCAUUCUCCUCAUGCUUGAUACUGUAUUUUAACAGUUAGAUUGAAUUCUUCAAUGUAGCCACUCUGAAGCCAUUUUAUUAAUUUUUUUUUGUCUGAUAUGGUGUUUGGCACUAAAGCGCUGGGGUGGCUAUGGUUGAAUAUUGUGGGAAAUUUUGUUUUACCUUGCCUUUUCAUGUGUCUUUCUGUAGACAUAUCUGAAGAGAUGGAUUAAAGAAUUGUGGAGGACAUUUCAAACAUUUUAGGAUUGUCAAAAGGAGGCUUGUGGAGGAUCAGAUCAUAAAUGGAGGCCAUGGUAUGACUCCAAUGCUAUUGUCAGACAAAAUGGCAGUAUUGACCUUAUGCUACGAAUUCUUAAUUGAACUCAUUAAGCUAGUGGUACUAGGCUCCUAUAUUCAUGUUAGGCCGUAUUAUUGAGAUUCCUGCCACUUGAGGUUACCAUCUUUCAUCCGCAUGUCCUGUGGGCCUCUAAAGUAUAAUAUCAAUACUGCUAACCAUGCAUGUCCUCUUUGACUAGUGUUUUUUUUUUUUUUUUGUAAGAAUUUAAAUUUAAUGUUGUAGGCAGAUGUGAGGGUUUAGUGACCUUGUGCCCCCUCAGCCUUAAUGCACCUGGAUGCUGGCUGAUCUAAUUAUUUUUAAUUUACUUUUUUUUUGCAUGGGCACAGACGUCCACCUAACUUAAGCUAGAAAAGAAAUUACUCUUGAAAUACUUUUUUUUUUUUUUGUGAUUACUUUAAUAACAAGAACAAUGUAAUGAGGCAGUCCAGCAGUGGGAUAAAACUUUUUGUAGUUACCAUGAAUGUUGACUCAAAAUGUUAUGCAAGACUAAACAGAUAUUCCUGCUAGCACAAUACUUUUUCUAAUACAUGCAGUGCAUCUGAUAUUAAAUUUUAUAUUUGGUUUCCACCUGAUAA